AUGGUUCUGGCAGAGGUUUCGCCGUCCGGGGACGGCGGGGUGGCCGUGGGGACGGACGCGGACGCGGAGAAGAUCGAGAAGUUGCUGCGAUCGGAGCGGGGCGGGACGCGUCUGACAGCUGUCGGCAUUGUCGACGAGAAGAUUGGUGACGUCGCUUUUGAGCUGGCAGAAGACAUCCCGUUCGCGGCGCUGGAGCAGCGCCUCCUCCACCCUGAUGGGUGGGAGGCGCUGGCGGGGACGCUGCUCGGGGAGCCCAGCGCGCGGGCUGGCUACCUCAUCAAGAGGGACCUCCUCAAGACCUGGUGGCAGGAUGCGACACCUGAGCAGCCUCCCACCAAGGCGGGCGCACCGACGCGCUCGGCGGGCGCCUCAGUAGUGGCGAGCUCGCAGCCGGCCACGAAACCGGCGGCGAUUCUGAGUGCCAAGUACGCCACCGAGCUCGAGGGGCAGGGACUCGACGAGCCGGGUGCGCUCGCCCUUAGCAUUACCCUAGAAAUCGGAGGGGUAGUGUCGGCAGAGGAGGCGUUGGCACUGGACGGGGCAAAGUACGGCACGUCGCCUGGCCUGGUCAGCAAGGUACGGAAGAUGCGGGAGGAUGGAGCAAGCCUUUGCCAGGCCCUCAAAGGCGGACGCCGCGCAGUGCUCGAGCACUGCCGCCGUCUGGAGCAGGACUACAUUGAACGGGGCAUGCAGACAGAGGCCUCGCUGAUGCUCAGCCUGCGGUCUGGACUCAUGGAGUUCAAUGACGAGAAGAUCCUCCUCACCUACUUCCAGCGGUACCUCCGCAAGUACUCCGGGCGCGGCCUGCCGAGCCUGCCCGUCGACAAGGAGCUCCGCGACGACGUCUUCCGCGAGCAGGAGAAGUCUACGGAGUCGCUCAAGAAGGAGAUCGAGGACAUCGGGAAGCGGCUCGCCAAGGCGGAGGCGGUGGCGGCAGAGGCCAAGGCCAAGGCGGCGGCGGCCGAGGAGGCGGCGAAGCGGACGGGCAAGUCCAACGUCAAGACCUGCUACUGGUGCGGCGAGGAGGGGCACGUCAAGCCUGAUUGCCCCGUCUUCAAAGCCGAUUUGCCGAAGGUCAAGAAGGGCAACUGA
Molecule: messenger RNA, 1092 nt
Organism: Emiliania huxleyi CCMP1516
Lineage: Eukaryota; Haptophyta; Isochrysidales; Noelaerhabdaceae
Exons: 1
Coding region: 1-1092 (363 amino acids)
Molecular function (GO): zinc ion binding; nucleic acid binding
Source: RefSeq, a predicted model, not a curated record